AUGGCUGUAUACACCGCAAACCAUAGACUCUGUACAUCCCAAACCCUCAGAGGAUGGGGUGAUCGUUUUCAGGAGCGGUGGCAUUUGGAAGACUGGCAAAGCUUUGGAGUGAGCUAUGCAAAGACCUUGCGUGCAUGGAAGGACAACCUUGACAACUGGAAAGGACUUGAAGAGUUUGACUUGCGCUUUCGACGGAUGUGGGAAUACUAUUUGAUGUGUUGUGCGGCAUCCUUCCAGGCAAGAAGAACAAAACUUUGGCAGCUGGUUUAUACCAAAUAUCCCUCCAAGAGGCAGGAUGAUUGUCAUCAUAUCCGUCAACCAAAGAGGGCGGAGCCUGCCACGGCCACACGAUGGAAUCGGGAGAUCACCUGA
Messenger RNA from Durusdinium trenchii, 372 nucleotides. NCBI's taxonomy places the organism in Eukaryota, Dinophyceae, Suessiales, Symbiodiniaceae. The record is from the annotation of a GenBank genome assembly.